This is a messenger RNA of Plasmodium malariae, 1074 nucleotides long. RefSeq names its product conserved Plasmodium protein, unknown function. Lineage: Eukaryota; Apicomplexa; Aconoidasida; Haemosporida; Plasmodiidae. The record is from RefSeq and is a predicted model, not a curated record. The transcript is spliced from 5 exons. The coding region runs from base 1 to 1074 and encodes 357 amino acids.
AUGCAUUCAUUUUCAUGCGUUUCCGUUUUACAGAAUGUCGAUGGGAGAAACAUAAACAUUUUUGAAAAGAGGUAUGGCUACAACUUGAACGACUUGCACAGUUAUAUUUACAAAAUUAAUCUGCCACUUAAACCACGUUAUAUAAAUUAUGUAUUGGAAGAAAAACAGAAAGGUAAAAAUAAAAUAAAAUCGUCUGAAGACAGUUUGAAAGAAAAAGAACCAGAUGAUGGAAAUGAAAAGGAUAGACAAGCGCUAAAUUAUAAGCACAAUAAUAGUGAUAGUAAUAAUUAUAUUAAUAGUAGUAAUAAUAGUUAUAAUAAUAGUAGCCGCAACAGUAACAGUAGUGGUAGUUCCUCUAACCAGGUGGACAUAUACCACAAAUAUGAACGGGAAAACAUAAAUAACCCCCAAAAUGUGUAUAAAAAUAAAAUAGUAAUUAACAACGUAGAGAGUAAUGAAAAAUAUGAAGAUAAGUAUGUCCAUAUAUCAUAUGAUAAGAAUUAUAUAUAUGAUGAGCAAAAAAAUAAUAUAUACACUGAUGAUAAUAUUUCCAGUUAUAUUUCACAAGAAAAUGAUAUAUUAAGUGAUAAGAAUAAAUUUAGUACGAAAAAAACGUAUGUCAAUUUAUGCUUAAAUUAUUAUAAUAACUUAGAUACAUGCGUAACAAAAAAAUAUCAAAAAAAUGUACAAAGCAGGAAAUAUAAAUUUACUCGUUUACACACAUGUAAACCACAUUAUAUCUUGUUUUCUCGGUGUAUUAAAUACAGAGAUAGAAAGUUAAUGAACGAGAUAAAAAAAAUAGAGCUAAAUUAUUAUAGUUCCCUUAACAGAAUUAACAGAUCCAUAUACCUAAACGAAUUUUCAACAAAUUUGGGGUAUCAUGAGUACCUUAUAAGUAAACAGUUUGAUAGUGUGGAAAAAAUAAAACUUAACAAAGAGUUAAGCGAAUUAAGAGAACGAUAUAACCAUAUUUUAAAAUAUAAUUUAUGUGAUGAUCAUUUGCCAAAAUUUGACAAGCAAAAAAGAAAGACAUAUUCAGAUAAUGAAAAAAAAUACAUAUUAUUAAAUAUAUGA